CAUCGCGUAUUCGCGUAUAAAACGUUCACAUUUCGUGUUUGGGUCUGCGUAGAUAAACCUAUUUCAAUAGAUUUUAACAAUAUCAAGUGGUUUACGAAAGGAAUGGAAUCUGAAGUUGGUUCUGACAAUUUCGGGUUCAACUUCUUCCAUGGUGAUUUACAUUCCUCGCUAUUCGAUGUGUUUGAAGAUAAAAGCAAACAACAGGUGGACACAUUGAAAAAUAUUUACCAACCUUCCUAUAGUGGAACCGAGUUACAUCAAGCCAUCAGAAGUGGCAACAAAUCGAGGAUUGAAAAUGUGUUAAACGUGUAUUUAAAGGAUUUCGAUACGGUUCGUGAAUAUGCUGUUAGAAAAUAUGACAUCCAUAGCAGUGAUAAUGUAUGGUUUAGGAAAACCGUUCUUGUAGCUUCAACUGAAGAACAAUGUCGGAUGGCGAAGAAAUUUGAAAAAGAGUAUGAUUCACAAUCCGAUGUGAAACGGGCGAUUUUGGUUCUUCUCCAACAACCAACAGAUGGCGAUCAUGUGGCAGUGCUGCAUUUAAACAAAAACAAUCGAUUAGAAGCAUGCCGCAUAAUUACUACUCUGACUCCCAAUGGAGUUCUCUCGUGGAACUGUUCACUGUUCAGAGGACAACCGGAAACAUUUAUUGAAACCGCUGCAGGAUGCGGAAACAGCGACUUGAUACAAGGUCUUUACGAAUUGGGCGUAGAACUCUCCGUCCCAGAGCACAAUCCUCUCUUGGCUGCUGUGAGGCAAAAUCGUAAAGAAACUGUCAAGUGGUUGUUGACAGAACAUUUCGAUCAUUUCGAUUGCACAGCCAGAGAUUCGGAACAGUUUAAUGCUGUGAUGGUUGCCAUGAUGAAUCGAAAUGUUGGAAUGAUGAAAUUUUGUUUCGAAAAUAUGCUUGCUUACCGGCAAAGUCAUUUUAAUGAGACAGAAAAUGAUGCUUUCAAUUAUAUUUUUAAACUGGAAAGAGCAACGUGUACGGAUUUUUCCAUUUUUUCGUACUUGGAACAGCGUGGAAGGUGUCGGGAUUUGGUUGAACAGUGGAUUGUUAGAUAUCAGCUAGAUUUAAUGUAUCAGUGGUGUGGAGUUACUCAUCUAGAAAGUCUGAUUACCUGUCAGUGCGCACUUGAAUACUGUUGGGAUAGAAUCCGAUCAAAUCCAGAUCUUUUGAGGCUGAAUGUUUAUAAUUUGAAAUCAGCUUACGUUCUUCAUUUACUUUUUGAAAAGGGGUAUCUUAAAUUUUUGAAAGAAAUGUAUGAAUGUCAUCCCCACAUUAAGCAGUACUUCGAAACCGACCAAGUAUGGCGGGUUUUGGGGCAAGCUAUCCUGAAUGAUGAACAUGAUCAGAUUCAGUUUGUAGUAGAACACCAUUCCAUGUUCCUGAAAGAAAACGAGGACCUACUUAAGAAUAAUGUACUUUUUUGCGAUGGUUACGAAAGAGAUUUCUAUCAGCGGCUUGGCAACACAAUAGUGAAAUUUUUCCCAGAACACACAGAGCAAGUAGAUAGCCUCAAAAAUAUAAAAAUACAUUGCAACAGAUGGAAUGACGAUUUGGAUAACUCAUUUAUAGAUCACAAUAUACAUUGCACUGAAUCAGGAAUACAACUACCGGAAACUGUAGACCAACUAUACGAUGUGAGAGGUUCCCAAGGAGAAUCACUCAUACAUCUAGCCGUUCAGAAGAAUGAUACAGAUCUCCUAAUCCGGCUCCUCGAAGCUGGUUGCGAUUUCGACGCCCUGGACAACGAAGGUAAUCACGUAAUUCACUACGUUAGAAACGUAGAAAUGCUUGAAUUCCUACUCGAGAUACAUCCAUCAGGAAACGCUCUUCUCAAUGUUAUAAAUGUCGCUGAAGGUUAUUCCGUUUUACAUAAAAUAUGUACACAGUACAUGGAUCAAAACUCCCACUGUGAACUACUCCAAAAAGCUCUGGACUAUGGCGCAAAUGUACACCAACUUACUAAGACUGGAGAAUCGGUAAUAUUUCUUAUAAGCAGCUGUUCCCUUUUGGAUAUUCUUCUGAAGCAUGGAGCUAGCUUAGACACCGUCAACGAAAACGAAGAAACAGCUCUAGAAAGACACCUCAAAAACAGAAAUGAAGGCAUAGUCAACGUUUUGUACCAUUUGGUACAUGGAACAUCUACCUUCAAGGAACAUGCACACAAAUUUCUCGCACUAAUGGUCGAGAAAUCUCAUUCUCGCGAUAUUUUCAGUGGUGGUUACCAAAUACUGUUAGAAAAGUUUCCCAAAACAACAAAACUGUUGUUCGACUCGCUAUUUCAACACUCUCCGGAAGAAGCUAGUCGUGUCUUUUCCCUGGCUUGCAAUAAGGCAAUGAAUUUCGUUCUUCGAAAAUUUUUGGAGUUCGACUAUAACUUAAAUUAUAAUCUUCUCUCAGAUUAUGGUUAUCCGCCCAUCCUAGCGCUUUUCUCUUAUAUAGAAGAACCAAACCUAGAUAUUGUAAGAAAGCUACUGAAAAAAGGGGUCGACUUGAACGUAACGACGUAUUUGGGAGCAAAUACUUUGAUUUCUUUUGUAAAUGGAUUCAGUACGGCCAACUGGUUUGGUUAUACCACUGACACGGUACAGCUGUUGGUAGACCAUGGCGUCGAGAUCAACGCCAUGGAUAAUGAAGGAAACACUGCACUGCACAUUGCUGUUGCUACCGGUAAAUGGGAGCUCGUCGAAGCUCUGCUGCGAAAUGGUGCUGAUGCUAGUCUGAAGAAUCACGCAGGAUUGACUCCGAUGGAAACAGCGCGAAGAAUGGAUCGGGAACUGUACUUUUUUAUUGAGUGAUAUUUAAAAUAAGGUAAUAGAUUUUUACAAGUUUGUUAUCCUACCCACACAGAAAGACUGCUGAAAACUGCCUUAGAAAGAACUCUAAAAUGUCUUGUUUGGAAAAUAAAUUUAAAAUUAGCUACAUAGACUCUUUAAUGCAGUUUUUUUCUGAGAUUUGUAGAAAGUUCCUAUUCCUCGUUGAUUUUUCUGCACAAUUUUGUCAAAACCCUAGAAGAUAACAAAUAUAUCUACAGUAUGACCGAUGAAAAAAUGCUAAAAUUUGUCUUCAAGGUUCAAAAACCCUUUUCUUGAUGAUAGCAUGAUUUAAAAACUUUUUAAUGCACUCCGGUAUACAGAUAAACAUAUAAGAAACAAUAACUCGAUGUGUCCGCUUCCGCUUUCAACUUGGGGAAAGUGUUCCUAAAUGCGCCUAGCGAGUUAAAUGCGCCUACAGUCGUUUGAAGAAACGGCUGGGAAAACAACAUACCAAUCAAUGCAUUUUGAGGGCGAUAUGCUUUGAAUAUA
Molecule: messenger RNA, 3309 nt
Organism: Uranotaenia lowii
Lineage: Eukaryota; Metazoa; Arthropoda; Insecta; Diptera; Culicidae
Product: putative ankyrin repeat protein RF_0381
Exons: 2
Coding region: 103-2802 (899 amino acids)
Molecular function (GO): protein binding
Source: RefSeq, a predicted model, not a curated record